Pochonia chlamydosporia 170 is the source of this 711-nucleotide messenger RNA. RefSeq names its product RecQ mediated genome instability protein Rmi1. The transcript has a single exon. Lineage: Eukaryota; Fungi; Ascomycota; Sordariomycetes; Hypocreales; Clavicipitaceae. The coding region runs from base 1 to 711 and encodes 236 amino acids. The record is from RefSeq and is a predicted model, not a curated record.
AUGACAACCCAACUCUCCGCCGCAAUAACCUCUCAAUCCCUCCCACCCCCUUCCCAAUCCCUCCUCACAAGCCUCACAACCCGCUCGCCCCAACCACCACUCCCCUCCCUCAUCGCCACAGCCAAAGCGCGCCUCCUAGCCGCAGACCUCACGUCCAGCACCCUCAUCGACACCACGCAGCUACACCCCUUCCCAGCAGGCACGGACAACGCCAUCGCCAAGGAAGUCAGGCUCGGCCACAACACGCACGUCCAGGUAGUGAACAUCGAAAACCUAAGUCUCUCGCGGUGGGAGCAGAUUGAGGAGCUUGAAGCCGUGGAGAGGGGGGAGAAGACGCGCGGGAGACAGGUUAUCCGUGUGACGGACGAGGGCGAAGAUGCAGAUACGGCGCAGCGGUUAGGCUCGGGAACGGUGCAGGCGGGAAAGAAUGCUACGCAUCGGCUUGUGCUGCAGGAUUGUAAGGGGACGAGGGUGUAUGCCGUGGAGUUGAAGAGGAUAGAGGGCAUUGGGAUUGGGAAGACGAGUAUUGGGUGUAAGUUGAUGCUUAGGCCUGGGACGGUAGCUGCCCGUGGGACGGUGUUGCUGACGACGGAGAAUUGUGUGCUGCUUGGGGGAAAGAUUGAUGCUUGGCAUGAGGCGUGGAUGAAUGGGAGAAUGGCGAGGCUCAAGGAGGCGGCUGGGGUGGUUAAUGGGGAGACGGCAACACGGUGA